AAUAAACGGCGUGGGCUGCAAUGGGAUGACCAACGUGUGUUCGGAGGGUGCGUUGGUGUCAAAGCAGGCUUGAAUUCGCAUCCGUGGAAUUGUGGGGACAGCAAUUGUCUCGCUGGAAAUUGGCCUGGGGACAGAAGGAUGAUCGUCACCGCAACACAAUCUUGUGGCUCCCCGACUGCAAACGUCGUUUACUCAUUGUGGGGCGCGCGUCUCAGGGGUCACGAAUGCGCUCUGGACGGUGGCGCUGCUGCGGACUCGCAAGGAAUUGGUAAUGGCGUAGCUGGGGUUGGCCGGCGUGCUGCUUUGGCGGCUGCUGCCGCGUCUGCUAUGCUGUUUUUCGUUGCGGAGGAUUCGAAAGCAGCUGAUGCAGGAGUUUUGAGCAAGUACAUCAAGAGGAAGAAGCUUGAUCCGCUAGACACCUAUGUUCCAACAGUUCUAUUGGCACAAAUCCAGUUUCAGGAUGUUGAUGAGAAACUGGUUGGAGAUAAGCCCGAUUUUGCUGAUGCACGGUCUAUGUUGAGAAACGGACCUGCUGGUUCUCUUCGCAAUGAUAUUCGUGCGGUUGCACAAUAUGCAGCUGAGGCUGGUAACGGCAAGACUGCUAACGAGGCGGUUGACCAGUGUCUGAGUGCCUUGGAGGACCUGGACUCAUUGCUCUUCAGAGCAUCACGCGAAAGUGGAUCAGCAUCUAUUGACGUUAUGAAGUCACGUGUCUCAACUGCUGUAACUGCCUUGGACAAACUACUAGCGACAGUGCCCGAGAACAUCCUGGAAAAAGGAAAAGCAGUAGCUACGGCUUACAGAGAACAAAGUACGCCGAGUAAUGAUGAUGCCUUGGGAUUUGAUGAGAGUCCUGACCAGCUGAAGGGGCUGUUGUAGUACUAUUUUGUUCACUUCAUUCCUUGAAUCACUUGCUGUGUUCAUGUCUA
Physcomitrium patens is the source of this 929-nucleotide messenger RNA. RefSeq lists its product as uncharacterized. The record is from RefSeq and is a predicted model, not a curated record. NCBI's taxonomy places the organism in Eukaryota, Viridiplantae, Streptophyta, Bryopsida, Funariales, Funariaceae.